GUAUGAUGAAGACAGGCUGAAGAUUCCCUUCCAAGACGUCUACUACAGCUACGGUCCUAUAAUUGAUAAAUUAAAGCCACACCCUCCCUCCCUCCAUCUCGCACGCGUGCAGCUGUGCGGGGACUGACCGUGCGUGCCGUCUCCCCCCCGACGGGCACCCGCAGCAUCAGCAACACAAAAGGCGGUCGGAGCAGCCGGAGCCGGGCUUCACCUCAGCGCGGAUCGACGAGGAAGGAAAGGAAAGGAAAGGACCAGCGCGCCCGGACCAGCGACAAGCCACAGUGGAGGCGGCGGCGACGUUCACCUGGGUAAAACGAGCUUUGAGCAAAAGGGCAGAUCGAUGUUCCCUAAGGUUUUACUGCAUUGGUGCGCAGCUAUCUCGAGCUGUGCAGCUGAAAUAGAGAGAAGGCGACAGGGCAAAUUCCAGCCCUUCAGACGACUCUUCGGGAAGAAGAAGAAGAGGGAGGCGAAGGGGGGCUUUGAUGGAGCGGAGCUGAAGGCGAGUUGUUCUACUGGGGAAGUGUGCAAUGGAGUUGUGUCUGACGAUGAGGAGUCCAAUCAAAAUCUGAGGGAGUUGAAUCCCAUCGGAUCCCGAGCUCUCUCACACGACAGCAUCUUCAUCCCAGAGGAGCCGGCGGCCGAGCCCGGUCUAGAUCACAGCAUGUCCCAGGAAAACGUCUCGGAUAAAGUCAGGAAUCUGCAGAAGCAGAUUGCGCAAGGUAUAAAGUUUGGCCAGCGGCCUCCGUCUCUGAGGAAAAGUGAAGGAGAUGAGGGGAGUUCGGAUGAAGAAGAGGUUCCCCGGAGUCCUCUGAAGGUUUUGGCCCAGGUAGAAGCUGAGCCAGCAAACACAGAGCCAAAGGUGCAGGGGGCUCAACAAGCUGAACCACACAGCACCCCAGUGAAGUCCCCGAGGUCCAGGCGAGUUCUUCCACCCACUGGUACCAUCGAGUCCAUCAAUCUGGAUGCUGUUCCACAGUCUGUUCCUCGCUUGGACAACACUGCUGCCAAGCAUAAACUGUCCGUCAAACCUAAAAACCAGAGGAUUUCCCGCAAGCACCGGAGGUUUACGCAGGACCUCCAGGAGGUUUCUAUCCCUGGUGUGUUGCAAGAGGACUUCGAGGCCGCAGGCGUCUCGACAGUCGACCAGCGCAGAGCAUCUGCUGAGUCCCUGGAAAGCUUCAAGAAGCAGAGACUCCAUGAGGAAGAAAGACAGGAGGUGAGGAGGAGGAGGGAGCUGCAGGAACAAAGACUCAAACAGGAGGAGGAGGAGAACAGGAAGAGAGCAGCGGAGGAGCUGAGGCAGCGUGAGCUAGAAGAGGAAAGGUGUCGUAGGCAGCGGGAGGAGGAGGAGGAACGAAGGCUUAGAGAGGAGGCAGAAAGAAGGAGGAAGGAGGAGAGAAGGAUCAGAGAGGAGGAAGAAAGGAGGCAGCGGGAGGAGGAAGAACGGGUUCGGAGGGAGGAGGAAGAAAGGAGGAUGCGAGAGGAGGAGGAGGAGCGCCGACAGCGGGAAGAGGAGAGGAAAAGACUGGAAGAGCAGAGGAGGAAAGAGGAGGAGGAAAGGAGGAAGCGCGAGGAGGAGGAAAAAGCGAGGCUGAAGCAGGAGCUUGAGGAGGCGAAGAAGAGGAAGCUCAGAGAGGAAGAAGAGGAAAGAAAGAGAAAGGAGGAAGCAGAGAGGCUGAGGCUGCAGGAGAUGGAAGAGAAGAAAAAAAUGGAAGCAGAGGAGAGGAAGAGAAAGGAGGAGGAGGAGCAGAGGAGGCUGUCACUGGAGGAGGCUGACAGCUGCUCAGAUCCGCAGGAGAGGAAGAGGAGGGCCGAGGAGCUGCGCUGGAGGGAGAUGGAGGAGAGACAGAGGCCGUUCUCCUUCAAAGUUUCCUCGGGAGAGAAACAGAUUCUGUUCCAGAAGGUUAACCUGACACCUGUCACGCCGGCCUCCAGCCACCAGAGCGGCGCUGUAGCUGAACAAAGGGAGGGCGCCAAGGCUUCCUCGGCCGAAGGACCGGACUCCCCCAACCUGCCAACGUCUCCAUAUGUCCCCCACACAGCCAUCUUAGUGACCGGCGCCCAGCUCUGCGGGACAGCCGUCAAUCUAGACCAGAUCAAAGACACCGCCUGUAAGUCUCUGCUGGGUCUGGGAGAGGACAGAAAGGCCCAGGGCACGCCGCCGACCAAGGGCAAGACUUCACCAGACCGCAAGUCUGCCAAAACCAAAUCACUCAACGAGACCACAUUGUCUACAGACCAGUCCGGUGCAGCCGUCCUGGCAGAGUGGGCGAGCAUCAGAUCGAAGAUAUUCAAAGGGGUGGAGGAGGGGAAGUAUGAUGAGUACCCCGAGCCGAGCAAGACCCAGCCAUCGCCCAGCAGCGAAGACCCGCCCGCCUUCUCCCACACCAACCUCAGGAAGACCAUGUCUGCGAAUGCCAAGUUCUCCAUCACCCCUGCGAAGAAGAAGUUUGGAGAUUCAAACAGGAACUCCGAGGUGUUUGGUGCAGAUGAGAAGGAAGCGGGAGAGGAAGCCACUCCGUCCGAAAGCCCCACUGCAGCCUCCCCAGCUCCAACCACUAAACCUCAGAGCAGGACGAGUAAAAGUGUCCGCAUCUCAGAAAGAGGGUCAGAGGAGUUUAUGUUUGCCAAAGACCUCCCCUCUUUCCUGGUUCCCAGCCCCGGAGCCAAAGCUGAGGGGCCAGAGGUGAAGAGCAGAGCUCAGAGUGAGAUGGAGGUGUGUGAAAGUACAGAGGAGGGCGAGGACCAAGGCCAUGACGGUGAGGACAAGCCCUCACCGUUUGGCAUAAAGCUGAGGAGGACCAACUACUCCCUCCGCUUCCACAGCGAGCAGUCCACCGAGAAGAGGAAGAAACGAUACAGUGCCGGGGACAGCUUUGACGGCGUCCCAUCACCUCUCACCCCCAUUGAGCCAGACUCUGACGCCUCCUCUGUCUUUUCUGAUAAAUCAAGUCCCGCGUCGCCUCUGAAAGAAGGCGCGGUGGGUAAGUACUUACAUGCAUGUGCCUCCCCCGCCGUCCCUCGGGCUAAACCGUGUAAGUCUACCAGCGAAGGUGAGAAAGUACUUUCCAAGCCACCGAUUUACCGCAGACCAACCACGUCACCCAAACCUGUCGGAGCAGUCCCAACACCUCCCCCGUCGCCGCUGCCUAAGGUGGCCCACGGGCCUCCCGGUGAUGUCGCAAUGCAGAGGACAGCGGCUGCGGAGUCAUCCAGCCAGGAGCAGCCGAGCAAGAGCGAGGAGGCCUCGCACCGGAGCGGCCACGGACAGGUCAUUGUGGAGGAGGAGCAGAAGGAGAAGAGGUCUUUCUUCCCCUCCAUCAACAUCCCCUGGAGGGAGAAGGUGGACAGAAAGACGGAGCUCAUCAGGAAAGAAAAACCUUCACUACAGAGCAGGCACUCGCUGGACAGUUCGAGGGUCCAGGAGAAGGAGGCCGGGCCCUUGUGGAUCACUCUGGCUCUGCAGAAGCAGAAAGGCUUCAGGGAGCAGCAGCAGAACCGAGACGAGCGCCGCAGCCUGAGAGAGGCCAAACUGGCUGAGAAACAUGCGAAAGACAGAGACAGUGUUACGCUGGUGAGCCCCACAGAGAGCAGAGGCAGCGGGAGCACCAGCCCUUCCUCUAAACCUCAGACCCCAGAGGAGCCCAAGAGACCCGACAGCCUGCUGGGACGAUUUGAGCGCCGAGAACACCUGAAAAAAGCCAACACCUUACCAAGCUCCGUCACCGUGGAGAUCGCAGACUCCACACCGUCGCCACCUGCUGUCAAGGAGGUGUCAAAGCGCUUCCCCUCCAGUGACUCUCCGCAGUCCACGGAGCCGGCCUGGCUGGCCCUGGCCAAGCGGAAGGCCAAAGCCUGGAGCGACUGUCCGCAGAUCAUCAAAUAACCCCCCCACCACCACGGCGCCACACCGGGCUCUGGCCUGCACUGAGACUGCACACUGCCCCACAGACUCCUGCACCUGGAGAGUCACCGUCCACCCCAACCCUCCCCCCCAAAACUCAACCUGACUGUGAACCAAGUAAAGCCCUCCAUCACCUCGUGACCCCCCCCACACACACACACACUGGCUGGUACUAUUAUCAUGUUAAAGUGCGCUUCACAUUCAAAUAUUACAAUACAGUCGCACAGAUAUAUGUAAACAAUUGUUGCGCGCAUGCACAUACUGUAUACAAACACACUUAUAUGUCCCAAAAAAGAUGCGGAUAGAAGGAAUACGUUGCAGUCAAGCCUGCCCGCCUGCGGAAGUCCUCAGCAGCCAAUCACAAACCAUGGCUGGCCAUUGCAAUAGCCAACCCCCAAUUUAUUAUUGUUUUGUUUUUUUGUAGCCAACUGCGUCACCAUGGUUGUAAAUAACUCAUCUGCUCAACACAACGAAAGGUGAAACGCUUCUGUGUUGGAGAGCUGCAGCUCUGACAUACGACGGUGUUUAAUCAACAGAGGGUAACUGUCUGAAUCGUGUUUUAAGGGCUACCAGUUAAAAAAACAAACAAACAAACUGUGGAAUCUGCUCCUGGACGGCUGACGGAAGUGUUACAGACGUCUCCUCGGUAUUAUUUAUGUGAAGCAGCGGAUUACGUUGUAAACGAUACUGUAUGUCCUCUCUGAGCCUCGUUUGUCAUGUACAAAAGAAGCCUUUUCUUUCUUUUUCUUUUCUUUUUUUUUUUUCCCCUCAUACUCUUUGCAUAACAAUUCUCACUGUGUCCGUGAUGACUGUGAUCACUGUCAAAGAGGCUAUUGUGCUACCACGCCAUUAUAUAAAGUAAACAGAAUCCGUUAUGAUCACAGGGUGGGUGCACCUAAACACAGCACUGACGACCACUGGAGUGUUACUGGGGCAUUUUACAGUGAGCUGCACAUUAUCCUCACAGCCGAGCGAUGACGUCAUGUGGUAACUUUUUUUUUUUGUUGUUGUUUUUUGCUUUGGUGAUGGAGACAGACACAACAUCUGCUUGCUGUAACAUUUUUUUUUUUUUAUGUAGCUGUCCUCCACGUAACACACUUGUGUUUUGUAGGCUUUACGCCCUCACUUCCCUCGUAAAAUGUGAUACGCUCUUAGAUGAAAGCACUUCCUCUAUGAAAAGAAAAGAAAAGAAAAGAAAAGAAAA
Messenger RNA from Acanthopagrus latus (yellowfin seabream), 5108 nucleotides. RefSeq names its product capping protein inhibiting regulator of actin dynamics (gene cracd). The record is from RefSeq and is a predicted model, not a curated record. Lineage: Eukaryota; Metazoa; Chordata; Actinopteri; Spariformes; Sparidae. Gene Ontology annotation, biological process: negative regulation of barbed-end actin filament capping; maintenance of gastrointestinal epithelium. The transcript is spliced from 11 exons. Bases 341 to 3886 code for a protein of 1181 amino acids.